AUGGUAUCAACAACAACACCGAAAUUUGGCGUUAGAUUUCCAACACGUAAAGAAAGAACAGUUAAACGAGUAACUAAAUGUGAAACACGAGAAAUUCAAAAACGUCUUGAACCACCAAAACCACCGAAACUACCACGUGUUCGUCCACCACCGAAACCUAAAGUAUCUAAAAAACCACCACCACCAGCCACACUUUGUAAACCACCUAAACCUCCUCGUGUGUCUGCUAGUCGUUGUAAUGAACGUCAGCCAGCAACUACAUCUCAAACAACAACAUCAUCGUCUUCAUUAUCAUCAUCGUCAAAGACAAAUACAUCAAAUUCUUCAUUAUCUGGAUCACGUACAUUACAAGCACCUGAUUUAGAAAAAUUAGCUCGUCUUACUUGUUCACGUGAAUUUAGUCUUUUUCAUAAAUAUAUUAAACCUGAAUUAUCAAGAUCCUAUGAAAAUCAAUUAGCCUUUCUUCAAACAAAAUUACAACAUUUAAAGAAUGAAUUUGUUAAUAAACAAGCUGAACAUUUAAAUUUUGAACAAAUUCGUGAUUAUUAUAAUGAUGCUGUUAAAGAAAAUGUACGACGUCAUAUAAAACCAGAUGAAUAUUUAACAUUAGCUGAUAAAUUUAAACAAGAUUCUAAACAAGCUAUUGAUAAAUGGCUUAAAAAGAAAGAAGUUAAACCACAACGACAAAUAACUGAAUAUUUACAAAGACGACAAGCACGUAUUCGUGAUCGAAUCAAAGAAACAAUUGAAGAAAAUAAAAAGCAACAACAAUCAGCUAAAGCAGCUGAAGAUGGAGUCGAAACAACAGAAAGUACCAUUACUAUAACACCAGCAGCAACAACAACAACAGAAAUAGUAACAACAGAAAUAAUAGAAACAACAGAGACAACAACAACUACAAUAAUCGAAGUUGAUGAUGACGAUAUAAUGAUAAUCGAUUAG
Messenger RNA from Adineta steineri, 942 nucleotides. NCBI's taxonomy places the organism in Eukaryota, Metazoa, Rotifera, Eurotatoria, Adinetida, Adinetidae. The record is from the annotation of a GenBank genome assembly.